Pangasianodon hypophthalmus (striped catfish) is the source of this 6014-nucleotide messenger RNA. RefSeq names its product ubiquitin specific peptidase 33 (gene usp33). Gene Ontology annotation, molecular function: zinc ion binding; cysteine-type deubiquitinase activity. Lineage: Eukaryota; Metazoa; Chordata; Actinopteri; Siluriformes; Pangasiidae. Gene Ontology annotation, biological process: protein deubiquitination. The record is from RefSeq and is a predicted model, not a curated record. Bases 332 to 2944 code for a protein of 870 amino acids. The transcript has 24 exons.
CGGCUCCGAAUUAGAAAAGUAGUGCACUAUGUAGGCUGUAGACGUCAGUUAUUCCGCGCAGUACGUAGUGCGCAUGUGCAGGGAGUUGUGAGGCGUUUGGGAUACGGCCGGCUCAGAACCGGAAAUAGCGGUUAGGGCUGUAUCAUGUAGUGUUACAGGGCACGGAAAGUGGAUGUCAGCCGUUGCUAGGUGGAUCUCUGACACUUUUAGCAUCACAAAACAAGAUGAUUUUUAAGAAAUAUGUAGCUUGAGGAAAGACGAGGACGAGAUUUUGACAUCUUCAUCAGCAAGUUGGAAUCUUUAUUUACGUCUUUGGAGCUGUGAUAGAGUGAUGCCGGCUGCCUCGAGCUGCGACUGCCCGCACCUGGAGUGCGUUGGAGAGAUCACUAAAGAGGAGCUAAUCCAAAAGUCUCACGGCCAGUGCCAGGACUGCAGAGUCGGUGGGCCGAACCUCUGGGCCUGUCUGGAAAAUGGCUGUGCUUAUGUCGGAUGCGGAGAGUCCCACGCCGACCACAGUACAGUCCACUCUCAGGAGACGCGGCACAACCUGACAGUGAAUCUGACCACGCUGAGGGUUUGGUGUUACGCCUGUUCCAAGGAAGUCUUCCUGGACAGGAAGCUGGGCCCUGUUACCCCGCCCACUGGCACUGCCAAACCCAUCUCACCUGUCCCGCUGCCUGGCCAGGAUCCCGGAGUUCCAGGCAGCCCCACCGCUCUGAGAGUGCCACCAGCCGGAGUACCCGAGGAUCUGGAUAUGGAGACCGAAGAAGAAGACGAUCUGAGGACUAGAGGUCUGACCGGCCUGAAAAACAUCGGCAACACCUGCUACAUGAACGCAGCACUGCAGGCGCUGUCCAACUGUCCUCCGCUCACUCAGUUCUUCAUAGACUGUGGUGGUCUGGUCCGAACAGACAAGAAGCCGGCACUGUGUAAAAGCUACCAGAAGCUGAUUACAGACCUGUGGCACAAGAACAGGCCUUCCUAUGUCAUCCCAACAAACCUGUUCCAGGGCAUCAAAGCUGUUAAUCCGAUGUUUCGAGGUUACUCCCAACAGGAUUCUCAGGAGUUCCUACGUUGCCUGAUGGACCAGCUGCACGAGGAGCUCAAGGAGCCGAUAGAAGAACCCGAAGACCAGAGUCAGACUGCAGGAACGGACGAAGACGAGCCGAACGAGCCCGCCGAGCCUUACGAAGCUAACGAGGCUAACGAAGCCGAAACGCUCAUCUCAGACGAGGAGAAAGCGAGCCGAGAGCGGCAGAGGGAGAAGAACCUCAUCAACGAGCGGCACCGAGCCGACCUGGACAAGGACGAGGACACGGCGACCAUCGUCAGCAGCCAGGGAGCCAUCAAGCACAGCAAGGCCACGGACACUAAUCCAGAGAUCCAGAUCAGCAGCAGUGGCCGGCCCCAGAGCCCAAGUGCCAGCGAGAACAUCGGGUCCAAACUGUCCAGCAGCCCACCCAAAUCCACCCCCAUGUGGCCAAACCUCAACCCAGCUCACAAGAAAGUGAGCAUGUUUGCGCCCCCGAAGAGCAAGCGGCAGAGGAAAUACCGCAGCGUCAUCUCCGACGUUUUCGACGGCACCAUCGUCAGCUCGGUGCAGUGCCUGACCUGCGACCGGGUAUCAGUGACCCUGGAGAACUUCCAGGACAUUUCCCUGCCCAUUCCCGGGAAAGAGGAUCUAGCCAAGCUUCACUCGGCCACUCAUCAGACGUCGCUGGUGAAGGCGGGUUCGUGCGGCGAGGCUUACGCUCCUCAGGGCUGGAUCGCCUACGUCCUCGAGUACAUCAAGAGCUGGUUCUGGGGCCCGGUGGUCACACUGCAGGACUGUCUGGCCGCCUUCUUCGCUCGAGACGAACUCAAAGGAGACAACAUGUACAGCUGUGAAAAGUGCAAGAAGUUGAGAAAUGGAGUCAAGUUCUGCAAAGUUCAGAGUUUGCCAGAGAUCUUAUGCAUUCACCUGAAGCGCUUCAGGCACGAGCUGAUGUUCUCCACCAAGAUCAACACUCACGUCUCUUUCCCACUGGACGGUCUGGACCUGCAGCCCUUCCUGGCCAAAGACAGCUCGGCCCAGACCACCACCUACGACCUGCUGUCCGUCAUCUGUCACCACGGCACCGCCAGCAGUGGUCACUACGUGGCUUACUGCCGCAACGACCUGAACCAGAUGUGGUACGAGUUUGACGACCAGAGCGUAACCGAAGUCUCCGAGUCCUGUGUUCAGAACGCCGAGGCCUACGUGCUCUUCUACAAGAAGAGCAGCGAGGAGGCGCAGAAAGAGAGGCGGCGAGUGACGGCUUUGUUCAACAUGAUGGAGCCGAGCCUGCUGCAGUUCUACGUCUCGCGCCAGUGGCUCAACAAGUUCCGAACGUUCGCCGAGCCCGGGCCCAUCUCCAACCGCGACUUCCUGUGUGCACACGGAGGCGUGCCGCCCCACAAGGCUGCGUAUAUCGAUGACCUCGUGGUCAUGCUGCCCCAAAACGUCUGGGACCAUCUGUACGGCAGGUAUGGAGGCGGGCCAGCUGUCAACCAUCUGUACGUCUGCCACACCUGCCAGCUGGAGAUUGAGAAGCUGGAGAAACGGCGCAAGAGCGAGCUGGACAUGUUCGUACGGCUGAACAAGGCGUUUCAGGAGGAGGAGGCCCCCGUGGUCAUCUACUGCAUCAGCAUGCAGUGGUUCCGUGAAUGGGAGGCUUUCGUCAAAGGCAAGGACAACGAUCCUCCAGGACCUAUCGACAACUCCAAGAUCGCUGUGAAUAAAAACGGCCACGUCACGCUCAAGCAAGGCGCCGAUUCGGGUCAGAUCUCCGAGGAGACGUGGAACUUCCUGCACUCGAUCCACGGCGGCGGUCCCGUGGUGACGGUGCGACCCAGCGUGAGCCACCAGGAUCCCGACGCCUCUCAGGCUGAGGAGAAGAUCGAGGUGGAGACUCGCAGCUUAUAGAGAAACAGGAAAUCGUUCACUUUUGCACUUGCCUUUCUCUCACACACUCUUCAUUCCCUGCGUGCAUUCCUUACAAGUAAUAAGUUAAUAAACGUUGUGAAUUACGCUUCAUGUUUGUAUAUACGGCAGUUAGUUAGUUAGUUAGUUAGUUAGUUCGUUUAAAUUGGACUGAAAAUCAAAUUUACACGUUUUCUCCCUUCCUCCUGUGUCGUCCUUCGGCCAGGACACAUUUGUCAUCUGACGUUUGCGUAUUUUAGUUUAAAAAUUAGCUACAAAAGCACAUAUCAGACAACAAACAUAUCUUUGGUGAUUGAUGGAAUUUUAGGGAACAGUUUCAUUGUAUAAAUUGAAUUUUUAUUUUAUUUUUUUUUUUGAUGAACUAUCCCUUUAAAACAGCGAUAAAGUGAUAAUUCACACUGCUGGACACGUAUUAAAUAAAAUAAUGCUUAAGUAUCAAUUAGCAGCUGGACGACACCUUUCGGUGCUGCGUAAUGAAUUAAAUUGCUCACUUCCUGUUCCUGUUCCUGUUCCUGUGUGACCAUUAGCAAACUAAUAAAAUGUGACUCUUAUUGCUCCUUUAAAGCCAAUUCUUACAGAUCCUGUCGAGGAUAUGCCUGAUGUUGUAUAUAUAUCUUAUUCAGGUGCAGUCUAAGCUGAAGGAAAAGUGUCUUCGUGAACGACGUGUGCGAUUACGAGGGGAUCAAAAGCACUAAGAACCGUAUUUUCCGGAAUAUGUGUAACCUCAGAGUUUAAGAUGCUUAGAACACAAAUUUGAAUUUAGGUUUUGUCCCUUUAGUGUUGCCGUAACUUAGCGAUUUUACUCCCUCUGUCCUAAUAAAGACGUCGUUAUGCAUCAGCGUUUAAUAACGAAGUCUUGUUCACUUUAGACGUAGAUUUGUUUGACACUAUAAUAAUUCUUAUUAUUGCUAACAUGAUGAUCAGAUUUCCAGCAUUACAAUCGUAGCAUGCUAACAGUAUUAUGGCGUCUUAUAUACAUCCAGUAGCCGCCCGAGUUCACACUAAAGACAAAAGUAUUGGAACGGCAAGGCCGAUUCUUUUGUUUUUGCUAUACACUGAAGACAUUUGGUUUUGAGAUCAAAAGAUAAAUAUGAGAUGAUAGAUCAGAAUUUCAGCUUUCAUUUCCUGAUAUUUACGUCUAGAUGUGUUAAACAACUUAGAACAUGGCACCUUUUGUUUUAACCCACCUGUUUGUUUAAGUUUAUUUGACAGGUGUUUCUUGUUGCUCAGGUGUGUCCUGUUAGAUUGAUUGUUUAAACAAUUAAUAGCUCUGAAUAUCUACUUUCUGGUUUGAGCCCUGGAUUUCACCUGUGAAGACUGCUUUUGUUGUUAAAAAGGAUAAACCAACAUGAAGACCAGAGAGCUGACUAUGGGAGAAAAGCAAGCCAUUUUGAAGCUGAGAAAAUAGAGAAUAUCUAGCUGAGCUAUUCCACAAGCAUUGGGAAUAGCCAAUACAACAAUUUGGAAUGUCCUGAAAAAGAAAGAAAUCACUGGUGGACCAACAACCACGGAAAACAGCAGCAGUUGAUGACAGUUAACGUUGUGAGAACUAUAAAGAAAAACCCCAAAACAACAGUCAGUAGCAUCUCCAACAACCUCCACAGGGCUGGGGUGAUAGUAUCACAAUCCACCGUUUGAAAAAGACUUUGAGAGCAGAAAUAUAGAGGCCGUACCACAAGAUACUGCAAACGUCUCAUCAGCAGUAAGAAUCAGAAAGCCAGAUACAAAUUCACCUUGAAAUACAGAGAUGAUCCAGAAAAGUUCUGGAACCAAGAUUAACCUCUACCAAAGUGAAGGAAAGGCCAAAAUGUGAAGAAAGAAAGGAUCUGCUCAUGAUCCAAAGCAUACGAGCUCAUUGGUCAAGCACGGUGGAGGUAGUGUCAUGGCUUGGGCUUGUAUGGCUGCUUCUGGACCUGGCUCACUAAUCUUUAUUGAUGAUGGAACUCAUGAUGAUAGGAACAGAAUGAAUUCAGAGGUCUACAGAAAUUGGGAGAACUUCAUCAUGCAGCAAGACAACAAGCCAAAACACACUGCUAACACAACAAAGGACUUCAUCAGUGGAAAAAAAUCACCAAACUUCAACCCAAUUGAGCAACAUUUCACCUCCUGUAGAGAAGACCGAAGGGAGAAACCCCUCAAACCAAACAACAGCUGAAAGAAUCUGUAGUACACACCUGGAAAAGCAUCACAAAAGAAGAAUGCAAUGGUUUGAUGUCAGUGGCUCACAGGCUUGAUGCAGUUAUUGCAAGCAAGGAAUAUGCAACUAAAUAUUAAGUGCUAUUUACUUUAUCGGUUCCAAUACUUUUGCUCAUCUAAAAAUCGAGUGCUCUGGCACAAAAGGUGCCAUGUUCUAAGUUGUUUAACACGUCUAGAUGUAAAUAUCAGGAAAUUCUGAUCUAUCAUCUCAUAUUCAUCUUUUGAUCUCAAACCCAAAUGUCUAUGGUGUAUAGCCAAAAAAAAAAAAACAAAACAGAAUUUUCUUUGCUGUUCCGAUACUUUCAGAGGGGACUGUGAGUGUGUGUAUUCGAAACAGGCUGAUGUGGAAGUUAAAACUUAUAUGUCGCUUUGCCAGAAAACAAAACAACCCAUGUGUUUUAUACUCCAGAAAAUAUGGUAAUCUCAGGAAAGCGCUUUUUCCCCCAUUUAGCACCGUCACACAGCGCAUGCUCCAGCCCUGAUGUCCAUAUAUGAAUGUACUCGUAUUUAAAGAGCCCUUCGUAGUCUCUUUAUUUAUUUCAGAAGGUUAUGUGAUCUGCUAGAACAGAAUCCGGAAAGCUAGCUCAGAUCCUGAAAGCAUGCUUGUAGGAAAGCCGAAGCUCUUCUCGAUCGCAUGUAGACGCUCAAGAAAAAAAAAAAAAAGUCUUGAAAUGUGUAUGUAAAAAUGCAAAAAUGAAAUAUAGAUCAUGUUCAACAAUUUUUGUAUAUAAUAUGAUUUUUUUUUUUAUUUUUAUUUUCACUGAAUGCUGUAUCUGUGCUUUGGAGAAAUGUAUAAAUGUCAGUUUUGAUUUUGGUUGGCUGAAAUUAAACGCAAAAUAUGCUGUGAAAAAAAAAA